UCGCGUGGGUUUCCCCAUUUUUAUUUCUCUCCCAAAGAAAUGAAAUUCCCGCCUUGAGAAAUCCGAUCCUCCAUCUCCGCCACCAAAUCCGCCCAUGUCGAAACUCCCGACAGAGCUACUCGACGAUAUACUUUCCCUGUUACCCACCAAACCCCUCGUACGUUUCCAAUGCGUUUCGAAGAGAUGGUACGCCCUAAUCAAUGGCGCAAAGUUUAUCAAGAAGCAUCUCGCGCGAUCCAUCCACAUCAGUCAGGAACGCAUUCUUGUUGUCAAGGAACGGGACUUCGAUCGGCCACAGAGUUACUUCUCGGUGCCUUUUCCUGAAGAUGAUCGGUUCGGCAGCGCAGUGAAGAUCCACCAGCCACUGCCCGAUCCCGAAGGUUGCACCAAAAUCGUGGGCUAUUGCAAUGGCCUGGUUUGUAUCCAAGACCUGGAGGAAGAGAUCGUGAUUUGGAACCCAUUGAUCAGAAAAUACAAGAAAUUACCCUUUGAGCCUAUACAAAAACCCUCUGGUUUCAACGAAUAUUGUUUGCCCCAAUUCGCCUUCGGACACGAUCCGAUCAAUGACGACUACAUGGUUUUCAGGGUUGUGGAAUUCUAUAAAACAAAUGAGGUUCCAAGCGCAUUUGAAGUCAAGGCAUACAGUCUGAGGGCGCAUUCUUGGAGAAGGGUAGAAGACGAAUGGCCUUACGAGAAGUCAUAUAUUUGUUCGAAUCCAGAGGCCUUGAGCUCAGCGUCCUUAAACGGUAUUUUGCAUUGGUUGGUUACUCCUGUAACUGAUGGGGUCCAUCUCUCGCAGACACUUGUGGGUUUCGAUCUUGCAACCGAGAAGUUUCGGGUGUAUACGCUACCAGUUCAAUCGGACUGCAAUGCGAUGACCCGUAUGGCAUUGGAGGUGUGGGGAGGACGCAUCCUCCUCUGUGUUUGCAAAGAUGUUUCAAUGGGAUUUAAUGAAGUCUGGGUGAUGAAGGAGUACGGGGUGGCAAGCUCCUGGACUCGGCUUUAUACCAUUGUGCAUGGUGAAGUUCCUUGGAAUUUUAAUCACUGCAAGCCUUUGGUGAUUUCCAAGGAUGGAAACAAGGUUCUGAUGGAGCAUGAUUCCAAGCAUCUCUUUUGGUAUGACAUUAGAAAGAAGAGUAGCAGGAGGGUCAAGAUUCAGGGUAUGCCCGGUUUGUUUCAGACGGUGACUUGCGUGGGAAGCCUUGUUCUGCUUCAUGGUUAUAACUGUGAUUCAAUUUAGUGCAUCUAGUUUCUUUUAUGAACUUAUACAUAUGUGUGUUUUCCUUUGUGCAUAUGAGGGAGCGUUGCAAGUGAUGAUGGAUAAUCAAGAAGGAAGAGAUUUUUGUCUACACAUUGUCUAACACUCAAGACAUAUGGAUGAAUCGAAAUUUGAAUUUGGUUUGAUUUUGUUCUCUUUCCGUUAUAUUGGGUUUAUGUUGAAUUUCAAUUUACAUGUAUAGACUUCAAGAUUCAGUUGCAACCCUGUUGUGAAUGAAGUUUUGUCCAAAACCAGAAUAUGAAGUAAUUGGUAUUGUAUUCACUGUUUGCUGCUUGUAAAUAAACCUUGUAUAUAUGGAAAUGUACUUCAUACUUACUUUU
Corylus avellana is the source of this 1599-nucleotide messenger RNA. Its product is annotated as F-box protein CPR1. The record is from RefSeq and is a predicted model, not a curated record. Gene Ontology annotation, molecular function: protein binding. Lineage: Eukaryota; Viridiplantae; Streptophyta; Magnoliopsida; Fagales; Betulaceae.